Exophiala dermatitidis NIH/UT8656 is the source of this 1643-nucleotide messenger RNA. RefSeq lists its product as uncharacterized. The transcript has a single exon. The record is from RefSeq and is a predicted model, not a curated record. Bases 468 to 881 code for a protein of 137 amino acids. NCBI's taxonomy places the organism in Eukaryota, Fungi, Ascomycota, Eurotiomycetes, Chaetothyriales, Herpotrichiellaceae.
CCGGAAGGUUCGUUUUCUUCAGAUUGAGAGACUGAAUAUACGCCAGUCUGUUAGAGUAGCAGAUUGUCGCGCAAUGUUGAAGGUCAGUGACGCUGCGGAUUCGGAGUCGAAUAAUAACUCAUCGCCCGUACCUAAAUUGUAUUGUACCGAACAAACCCGCUAUUCGAGCUGCUACAGAGCCAGGUAUCUCAGCCACCAGAUUAUUUUUGCUGAGGUACGCUUAUAUCCAUUUUCAACGACAUCACCGCCUUAGCCUUCCUUCGGGCCUACAUUGGCUUGCUACUGUACUACCACUAAAUGUACACUGAAUCCCAACUGGCAGAGCCCACCUCAUUUCAAACACCAGCCCGAUCGCGGCCUGUCGUAUUAUGCUGGUCAGGACCCCGAAGCCACAGCACCAACGCCAAAGACCAUAGCCGGCUGCAUUCCUGCCAUGACCGAGCCCAGUGAGGAAGGGAUGGCAGCACAUGAAGCAAGACACCAUUUCAUGCGGUAGAGAAAUUCGACGGAGACAAUACUUCUCUUCCCAGAGCUGCGUUCGCGGCUACCCACGUACGCUACUCAUGAAGCUUGCCAAAACAGUUGCAAUCCCAACUCUUCUUGAGAUCUAUCAUACAUUGAGGGAUCAGGUCCUAAGCGGCAGUGCGCAAAUGGGUCCGCUACGAGGAACCAGACAAGGCUGCAAUCCAAUCUCCUUGUCAUCCCAGGCGCCCACCUGCUCCAACGUCGGCGUCACCGUCAGACCCAGCGCAACCCAGGAUAACAUUGUAGCAAAGGAGUCUUGGAUGCGCUUGACUUACUCUUGUGGAGCUCUGCCUCGAGAUAUGUCACCAGCCCUUACGGCCCUGAUUUGCGUCGGAGCCUUCUCUUUGCAGAGUUAACAUACGUUCGUUGCAUCUGGUGCCUCCACGCUCCAACUUACAUCGCGGGAUCCUCGAGAGGCAUCAUUGAGAAGAGGAACAGCAAGAUCCAACAGGGAACCCUCCGUGCCGAUAUGCAGUCUGCAUUCAGCUUGUGUGAUCUGGCAUGCAUCACUACAUUGUCAAUAAGUCUCCUUCUCUCCCGACUGUUAAGCAGACUAACUCAACUUGAAUGAGAUGGUUCAGACAUCUUACCUUUUGCUCGCUAGGACAACACUCCUGUCAUCUCCCAUCUCUCAUCCCUUCGCGCCAACCUCAUCACCUAGGACCAACAGUCGUAAAGUGUUGGACAGGUCUCAGUUCACCAGCUUCUUGCUUGAAAACGGCCGACUGAACACAGCCACUUCAAAGCAGAGAUCCAGCUUAACGCCUUGCACCACGAGAAGGUGCCUGUCCAUUUGCAAAGCAUGAAAUGUAUCACCUGGCACCACUGAGGUAGACUUCAGAACCCUAUUCCGCUCCUAUUCCGUUGGCCACCGGAAUGAGGAACCCGAUCUGAGACCUCGGAAGACCACCUGUUUGACGAGAUGGCUCCUAGUAGAGUGCUAUGAUGAUUCGGAUAAAGGGAAUCACCCCUUCUUCCCGAUCAAUGUAUCUUUCAAAAUGUAUCACCUGGCACCACCGAGGUGGAUUUCAGAACCCUAUUCCGCUCCUACUCCGUUGGCCACCGGAGUGAGGAACCCGAUCUGAAACCUCUGGAGACCACCUGUUUGACGAGAUGGC